GGUUCUUUGGUGAUGCACUGAUUCCUGUGAACUCCCAAACAUAUGGCAUCAUGAAGUCAUGGCUGCAGGCCAGGGAGGACAUCCCCGGUUGGAGCUCAGAGUUCUUCUUUUCCAGCAACACUGGAGACGGAGUGAAUACUUCCCUCCUGCUGGCCCAGUUCAAACGGAUUUGGGUGGAGCUGGGACUGUCAAAACCACCGCUAACCUUCGAAGACCUUCGGAGGUCCUUGUGUAUGCCGGUGUUCAUGUACUACGAUGUGGCUGCCUCCAGAUGGUUUUUUAAAGACAACCCAGACAAGGAGGAGGUGGUGGCCCAUGAGGAGGAGGCACAGGAGGAGGUGGUUGAAGAGGAGGUGAACAGCCAGGAGGUGGUGGUUGAAGAGGAGGUGAAGUGCCAGGAGGAGGUGAUUCAAGAGGAGGUGGUUCAAGACGAUGCAGCCCAGGAGGAGGUGGUUCAAGACAACCAGGCCCAGGAAGAGGUGGUUAACGAGGAGGUGGCCCAAGAGCACCCGGACCAGGAGGAGGUGGUUAAAGAGGAGGUGAAGAGCCAAGAGGUGGUGGUUGAACAGGAGGUGAAGUGCCAGGAGGAGGUGAAGUGCCAGGAGGAGGUGAUUCAAGAGGAGGUGGUUCAAGACGACUCGGCCCAGGAGGAGGUGAAGGAGCAGGUGGCCCAGGGGGACCUGGACCAGGAGGGGGCCCAGGAGGAGGUGGUUAAAGAAGAGGUGAACAGCCAGGAGGAGGUGAAGUGCCAGGAGGAGGUGAUUCAAGACGACGAGGCCCAGGAGGAGGUGAUUCAAGAAGACGAGGCCCAGGAGGAGGUGGUUGAAGAGGAGGUGAAGAGCCAGGUGGAGGUGGGCAGCCAGGAGGAAGUGAUUCAAGAGGAGGUGGUUAAGGAAGACUCGGACGAGCAGGAGUUGGUUAAGGAGGAGGUGAACAGCCAGAAGGAGGUGAUGGAGGAAGAGGUGGUUGAAGAGGAGGUGGUAAAGGAAGACCCGGCCCAGGAGGAGGUGGUAAAGGAGGAGGUGAACAGCCAGGAGGAGGUGAAGGAAGAAGUGGCCCAGGAGGUGGUUCUCAAGGUGGAUGUGAUCAAGGAGGAGGUGAACAGCCAGGAGGUGGUGAUUAAGGAGGAGCUGGUUGAAGUGAAGGUGAUUAAGGAAGAGGUGGGUCACGAGGAGGAGGGGAGUAGCAAGGAGGAGGUGAAAUGGAGCAGAAGGAAGCUUAUGAAGAGGGAGUUCUGUCAGGAGGAGAACAGUGAGGAGGAGGUCAAGAACAAGAUCUUAAGGACGAGGGUCUCUGUCCUGCUUUCACCGCUCAGCCCGAGAACCAUGAGGAGGUGGACAGGUAAGAACCAUGAGGAGGUGGACAGGUCGGGGAAGUCACCAGGGAACACCGGCAGGAGUCCCCUAAAACAAGAGGAACCUUGGAAAUAACCCUGUGAUAUCCACCAAAGAAAGACCCACUCCACCAAGACGGCCAAGCCCACCCAUAUCCCCUACCUACCACCAGGGGGCAGGAGUCCACUUCCAAUGGACCCCCAUUACUCCCAGAUCAUUCCAAUAUUACACCUCCCAAAAAACCCUUUCCAGGAUAAGGCAAACCCCAAGAUCACCCCACCUCGAGAGUCCAAAGAAAAAGUGAUGAAUCACCCUGUAACCCCCAGUCAAGCCUCCCCUCUCCCCAACACGUCACCUGCCCCGCUCCCCUCUGGGAAUCUCAAGAAAAAGACAAACCCCAUGUCUCUAGGAUUAGGGUUAGGUUAGGAUUACAGAUCUGAUAGUUCUCGGGUAGGGCUCAUGCCUCUGUCCAGUGGAAUGCACGGUCCUUCCUAGUUUUAGUGUCAUUGUAAUGUUUUUUUCCAUGUAUGUAGUUUGUUCAUGUUCAUUCAGUUUGUUCAUGUUGAAUAAAACCAGUAGGUAGGAGCAUGUUACAUGAUAAUCGUAUAGGUGGACAGGGCCGGAUUAAUGCACAGGCUAGAUAUGGCUGCAGCCUAUGGGCCCCCACCUGAUAGGGGCCCCCACCACAAGAUAGAUAUAGCUCCUGAACCAGCUAUGCAGUAUAGUCCCCAGUUUUAGAGGCACUUAGUGUGGAAUGUGUCAAAUGUGUAAAUGCAGUUGUCAUUCAGGAGAAAUUUUAAUGUUCAAUGUUUGGCAUCCAAUAAAUAUUGUUUUUGCAAUGUUU
This is a messenger RNA of Engraulis encrasicolus (European anchovy), 2178 nucleotides long. RefSeq names its product probable inactive protein kinase DDB_G0270444. The transcript is spliced from 5 exons. The record is from RefSeq and is a predicted model, not a curated record. NCBI's taxonomy places the organism in Eukaryota, Metazoa, Chordata, Actinopteri, Clupeiformes, Engraulidae. Bases 51 to 1430 code for a protein of 459 amino acids.